AUGGCGUUGAGACUCAACAAGCUGAAUUUCGUUUUGCAAGUUUGUCGACGGUUCUCCGCAAAGGCUGCUGAAGGACAUGCUAGUCAUGAAUCGGCUUCAACCUGGAGGAAUGCUUUCAUCUUCCUGGGCUUGCCCGCUGUAGCUGCUGUCUACUACAAUGCUUACUAUGUGCUGCCACAGCAUCCAGAGAGACCGGAGUUUGUGCCCUACCCUCAUCUCCGUCUCCGAAACAGGAAAUACCCCUGGGGAGAUGGCAACAAAACCCUGUUCCACAACCCGUACUACAAUGCCCUACCUGAAGGUUACGAAGAGGGCUCGGAGGAGCUACACCCUGGCAAACACCACCACCACUAG
Candidula unifasciata is the source of this 354-nucleotide messenger RNA. The record is from the annotation of a GenBank genome assembly. Lineage: Eukaryota; Metazoa; Mollusca; Gastropoda; Stylommatophora; Geomitridae.